Messenger RNA from Salpingoeca rosetta, 2091 nucleotides. RefSeq names its product chaperonin. The record is from RefSeq and is a predicted model, not a curated record. The transcript has 8 exons. Gene Ontology annotation, molecular function: ATP-dependent protein folding chaperone; ATP hydrolysis activity; ATP binding. NCBI's taxonomy places the organism in Eukaryota, Choanoflagellata, Craspedida, Salpingoecidae. Bases 180 to 1778 code for a protein of 532 amino acids. Gene Ontology annotation, cellular component: chaperonin-containing T-complex. Gene Ontology annotation, biological process: protein folding.
CAAGGAAACACCACAACACACGAGGGCGUGCGUGGCACUCGGUCACUCGCUGUUUUUGUGUAUUUCCCCUUAUCACCCCUCGAAGAUACAAACCAACCAACCAACCAACCAACCAACCAACAACCCUCUUCUCCUCCUCCUCCCCCCUUCCCCGCUCGGCUUAUCACAACACACACGACAUGUCUGCGAUUGAGACGCUCAACCCAAAGGCCGAGGUUGCCCGCGCAGCGUUUGCGCUGCAGCUCAACACGAGCGCUGCUCGCGGUCUCCAGGAUGUGCUUUCCUCCAACCUCGGCCCAAAGGGCACCAUGAAGAUGCUUGUCAGUGGUGCCGGUGACAUCAAGAUCACAAAGGAUGGCAACGUCCUUCUCCACGACAUGCAAAUCCAACACCCCACAGCUUCGCUGAUCGCAAGAGCGGCGACCGCACAGGACGACAUCACGGGCGAUGGCACCACAUCCAACGUGCUCCUCAUUGGCGAGCUGCUUAAGCAAGCCGACCUCUACAUCUCCGAGGGAUCCCAUCCUCGUCACAUCACCGAUGGCUUCGAGCAAGCCAAGGCAGAAAGCCUUCGUGUGCUUGAGGAGAUUAAGCAACAGCGCGGCAGCAUCGAUAGGGAUACGCUCAUCUCCGUCGCUCGCACUUCCCUCCGCACCAAGCUCGAGACCGCCCUCGCAGACAGGCUCACGGAGGAUCUUGUGGACGCAGUGCUGACCAUUCGCCAAGAGGGGCAGCCGCUGGACUUGUUCAUGAUUGAGAUUAUGGACAUGCAGCACAAGACAGAGACCGACACAAAGCUUGUCAAGGGCAUUGUCAUGGACCACGGUGCUCGCCACCCCGACAUGCCAAAGUACCUUGAGAACUGCUACAUCCUCACCUGCAACGUCUCCCUCGAAUACGAAAAGACCGAGGUCAACUCUGGCUUCUUCUACAAGACGGCUGCGGAUCGGGAAAAGAUGGUGGCCGCCGAGCGCAAGUUCAUUGACGACCGCGUGAGGAAAAUCAUCGAGUUGAAGAAGAAGGUGUGCGAUGGUACGGACAAGCAGUUUGUUGUCCUCAACCAGAAGGGUAUUGACCCAAUCUCCCUCACCAUGCUGGCCAAGGAGAACAUCCUCGCCCUCCGCCGUGCAAAGCGCCGUAACAUGGAGAGGUUGACCCGUGCGUGCGGCGGCACUGCAAUGAACUCUGUGGAGGAGCUUGACGAGUCCUGCCUUGGUUACGCCGGUGUUGUGUAUGAGCACGUGCUUGGCGAGCAGAAGUUCACCUUUGUGGAGAAGGUCAAGGACCCCCGUUCCGUGACGAUGCUGAUCAAGGGCCCCAACAACUUUACCAUCAAGCAGAUUAAGGAGGCCAUCCGGGACGGCCUGCGCGCCAUCAAGAACGCCGUUGAGGACGACUGCGUUGUCCCCGGUGCCGCCGCAUUUGAGCUCACGGCACACAAGGCGCUCAUGACCUUCAAGUCGGAGGUCAAGGGCCAGGCCCGCCUUGGCGUGCAGGCGUUUGCCGAUGCUCUUCUGGUCAUUCCGAAGACGCUCGCCAAGAACGCCGGCUACGACUCACAGGCAACACUGGUCAAGCUUCAGGAGGAGGCGCAAAACAGCGAUGAGCCCAUUGGUAUUGAUCUCAGCAACGGCGAGGCAUGCUUGCCUGCUGAGGAGGGUAUCCUGGAUAACUACCGUGUCAAGAGGCAACUCCUGCAGUCUUGCACGGUGAUUGCCAGCAACUUGUUGCUCGUGGACGAGGUGAUGCGUGCUGGCAUGUCGUCUCUGAAGGGCUGAGGCGAGUGCUCCCGCUGAUGCUUUACUGCGGCCUCGCGCGUCCUGGUUCAGGCGCCCUCCAGUCAUGCUCUACUUCACCCCUUCUUUCUCUCUUUUUCCCCUCUUCCCCUUUCCUCCCUUUUUCUCUUUUUGGCCCUACCUUGGUUAGUAGUGUGAAACCCUCUACCUCUACCUCCCCCUCCCUUGUGGUGCUGCAUUGUUGUGGUGUGACAUAGGCCCGCCCUGCUUCUUUCUGUCUUUGAUGAUGAGCGACCAAAAGGUGUUGUUAUUUUUGGUGGGUGCAGGGUUCGGAUUACAUAACAGCAAAGCCACA